Messenger RNA from Striga asiatica, 1738 nucleotides. NCBI's taxonomy places the organism in Eukaryota, Viridiplantae, Streptophyta, Magnoliopsida, Lamiales, Orobanchaceae. The record is from the annotation of a GenBank genome assembly.
AACAAAAAAAUUUACUCUUUAGUAUUAAUUAAUUUGGUGUGUGUUCGAAUUUGAAUUUCAGAGAGAUCCCCAACUCGUCUCCGGCCUUCUCUGAUCUCUCGUUUUACCCCAUUUUCUAGCCCAAAGAUAUAUCUCUACACCUUCUUCACAAUUUACCUCCCAAAAAUUCUGCUAAAACCCUAGUCGCCCCCUCACGCGGCGCUGAUCGACGGCGACGAUGACGGCGGCGCCACCACCACCGACCGGCCGCGAGCUGUUGAACCCUCCCUCCGACGGCAUUUCGAACCUCCGUUUCUCGAACCACAGCGACCACCUACUCGUUUCUUCUUGGGACAAGAGUGUUCGAUUGUAUGACGCGAGUGCCAAUGCGCUGAAGGGAGAGUUUAUGCACGGAGGAGGCGUGCUUGAUUGCUGUUUUCACGACGACUCAUCGGGGUUUAGUGCCUCUGUUGAUCACACUGUUAGAAGGCUUGUGUUCAACUACAAUAGGGAGGAUAUUCUAGGGAAGCACGAUGCACCUGUUCGUUGCAUUGAAUACUCACACGCAACCGGCCAAGUUAUCACGGGUAGUUGGGAUAAAACCAUAAAGUGUUGGGACCCAAGAGGUGUAAGCGGUCAAGAUCGAUCUCUUGUGGGCACUUACGCUCAGCCAGAACGUGUUUACUCAAUGUCCCUUGUUAGCAACCGAUUAGUGAUUGCAACUGCUGGAAGACAUGUGAAUGUUUAUGACCUUCGAAACAUGUCACAGCCCGAACAACGAAGGGAAUCGUCUUUGAAAUAUCAGACGAGAUGUGUCAGAUGUUACCCUAACGGGACAGGCUAUGCUCUGAGUAGCGUGGAAGGUAGGGUUGCUAUGGAAUUCUUUGAUCUCUCUGAAGUUGGUCAAUCAAAGAACUAUGGCACUUUUGCUACGGGAGGUUGCGAUGGCUAUGUGAACGUGUGGGAUGGAAACAACAAGAAGAGGCUAUACCAAUACGCUAAGUACCCAACAAGCAUUGCAGCUUUGUCGUUUAGCAGAGAUGGCAAGCUCUUAGCCGUUGCAUCAAGCUAUACAUAUGAAGAGGGAGAAAAACAACAUGAGCCAGAUGCCAUAUUUGUGCGGAGUGUGAAUGAAGUUGAGGUGAAACCGAAGCCGAAAGUGCUUCCGAAUCCUGCUGCAUGAACGAAUGGCCAUGACUUAGUACUACGUUUUUAUAUCCCUUUUGCUGGUUUUGCUCUUUUUCCUUGUUUGCCUAAAUUCAUUUUUGUGCGGGUUUGUGCUUUGCGUUGCAAAUUGUGGAGUCACGUUAUAUAAUCAUGUUCUCAUUGAUUAACACUAAAUGUUGGCACUUGGUAAAAUCUAUGGAUCUCUUGGAGUCAGAUUGAUAGAUGGUUUCAAGAGAUGAAUGAUUAAUAGUUUAUUUUGUGUUAGAACCUCUAAUCUGUCAUCUCAAAGGAAACAAGAAAGUUCAUAAAUGAGUAAACUUUAGUUACAAAAUUCUAUUUCAUGUACUGAAAUUGGACUAGUCGAGAUUCGAGUUAUGUAUAAAAAGUCUUGUAAAGCAAAGUUUCCAUGUGUGGUCACAAAUAUAUGACAAAUUUUUAGCCUCAAAUUUUGGAGUUAGGAACUUUACCUUGUAAGUUGGAACAUCGAACAUCAUCGUACGUGAGAUUUUCUAUACACUUUUAGAGUUUAAGGAUUCACUAAAAGCAAAAUUUGAAAUACGUGUUUUUUGUUUUGAGCUGAGCUAGUUCAACG